Messenger RNA from Lachancea sp. 'fantastica', 2433 nucleotides. The record is from the annotation of a GenBank genome assembly. NCBI's taxonomy places the organism in Eukaryota, Fungi, Ascomycota, Saccharomycetes, Saccharomycetales, Saccharomycetaceae.
AUGGCUAGCAAGCUUGCUCAAAGACUCUUGAAAGGUCGCAACCUUGAUAGGAAGAACUCUGGGUCAAAAACCGCAGGAAAAGCCCGGCCAAAGAAAGUUGUAAAGGCAUCUAAGAGCAGACCAACUAAAAAGGCAACUAAAAAUGCAAAGGCUGGCAAUGGUGAAGGCGUUGCAGUUGAUGUCUCUGAUUUGAACUGGAAAACGGUUGAAAUUCCUGAUACUAUGGAUGAUUAUGGUGGAUUUUAUGGUCUCGAAGAAAUAGAUGGUGUUGACGUUAAAAUAGUGGACGGAAAGGCUCAGUUUAUCGCUAAGGAUCCAAAAAAGGCUGUGAAGAAUCAAGGUGAGCCAGAAGAACUGAGCGAGGGCCUAGAAGAUGAAGAAGAAAAAGAUGGUGACGAUUCAAUGAAUAAUCUAAUAGAAUUCAAAAACAUGGAUGAUCUAAAAGAAGGUGAACUAGAUGCUUCAUCAUCAGAAGAAUCGGAGGAGGCAGAUCAGGAUGAAGACAUGGAAGACAUUUCUAGUCCUGAGGAUGCCAUUGUUGGUGAAGAAACACACUUAAAUGGCGAGGAUGAAGAUUCCGGUCAACUCGAGAGUGAGGCACCGGACAGCGAAGCUAAACAGCAGAUAGAGGGCGAGGAACUCGAACUCAACGUAUUUGAUGGCGACGUUGACGUUGAUGACCUGGAUAGUCUCCCAGAGUGGACCAAUAAAAUGAAGCUGUCUAUGACCACCUUACAAGGGCUUUCAAAGCAGUAUUUCGUAAGGCCAACAGAAAUCCAAGCAACCGCUAUCCCAUUGGCUUUAGAGGGACAUGAUAUAAUGGGUAAAGCUUCUACCGGCUCAGGUAAAACACUUGCGUAUGGGAUACCGAUAUUGGAAAAACUGGUUGCGGACCAGUCAGGAAACAAAACAAUCGGGAUCAUUUUCACUCCAACACGAGAGCUCGCUCACCAAGUCACCCAGCAUAUGCAGAAACAGGCUUUUUCGAUCAACAAAAAAAACCCAUACGCCAUUGUUUCUCUAACGGGUGGUUUGUCCAUUCAUAAGCAAGAACGGUUACUCAAAUAUGAUGGCUGCGCCAGAAUUAUAAUCGCUACGCCUGGAAGAUUUCUAGAAAUUAUUGAAAGAGACCCAAAGUUGAUAGACCGCUUCUCUCAGAUAGAUUGUUUGGUACUUGAUGAGGCCGACAGACUGCUGCAAGAUGGACACUUCGAUGAGUUUGAAAAGAUUCUCAAGCAUUUGGGGAAGGCCAGAAAUAUGAAAAGGAAGGCCAAAAGCGAGUAUGCCGGAACAGGAUGGCAAACCAUGAUCUUUUCGGCCACUUUUUCGAUGGAUUUGUUCAACAAGCUAUCGACAACGAACUGGAAAAAAUUGGGCAAGGGCAAAGACACUGAUGAAAUGGAACAGGCGUUAAAACAUUUGAUGACCAAGAUUCAUUUCAGAUCGAAACCUGUCAUUGUUGAUGUCAACCCUAACAACAAGGUACAUUCCAAGAUUUCAGAAGCGCUCAUAGAAUGUCUACCAACAGAAAGAGACCUUUACACAUAUUACUUUUUGACGGUCUACCCGGGAACAACGCUAGUAUUCUGCAAUGCGAUUGACUCCGUCAAAAAACUCAAUUCUUACCUCACUUUCUUGGGAAUAUCAUCUUUCCAAAUCCAUUCAUCCAUGACUCAGAAAAACCGUCUAAAGAACCUUGAGAAGUUCCGCCAGGAAGCCUCUUCCAACAAAACACACGGUAAGCCGACUGUUUUGAUAGCCAGUGACGUCGCGGCUAGAGGUCUGGACAUUCCAGAUAUCAAGCAUGUCUUGAACUAUCAUUUGCCCAGGAGUGCAGAUGUAUACAUCCAUCGGUCGGGGAGAACUGCUCGUGGCGAUAAUGAGGGUGUUUCGGUAAUGGUAUGCUCUCCUCAAGAGGCAAUGGGCCCGCUCAGAAAGCUGAGAAAGGUUCUUUCUUCGAAGUCGGAUGCUACCUACGGUAAGAAGUGGCAGAAAGAUGUACCCGUCUUUCCAAUUGAACCCGGCAUUCUUUCGCAGCUACGCGAAAGAGGUGCAGUAGCGAAUGAGCUUGCUGAGGACCAGCUAGCCACACGAUCCCUGAACAAGGACGAAAAUUGGCUAAAAAAAGCGGCCGAUGAUCUAGGAAUCGAACUUGACUCUGAGGAUGAGUCCAAAGACAUUAUUCUGGCUAAAAACAAAUUCAAGAAGCAAGGCAAGCAAUUGGGAAAACAGGAGGUCAAAAAUCUACAGUUUGAACUCAAGCAACUGUUGAAGAAAUCUAUUCGUAAAGAUUUGCGGAAAAGUUAUCUAACCGGUGGCUCUACUAACCUAGCAGAUGACUUGGUCAAAAAUAUUGGACACACGACAAUCAUAGGACACAAGAAGACUGACGCCUUGGAAUUCUUGAAGAAGAACAAAAAAAACCGUAAGUGA